AUGUCUUCUGAUCUUGAUGUUGUAUUUAACAAUCCCAAAUUUGAUGAAGGUUCAUCAUUUGGUGGUUAUAAAUCUAAAACAGAUCCAUUUUCAGCUGACGGUUCGUGGCCUUGGAGCAAGAUAUUCUUUGUUGGUUUGAUGGUUCUGUGUAUCAUUGGUAUUAUUCUUGCUGUUCUCUUUAUAAUUUUUUCAAAAAAAUUUAAUAAAAAUAUACGAACAACAACAACUAGCACAAUUGUAGGAGCAAAAGAAGCCGGAUUCAAAGAUAUAUCAUCAAAUCCAACAUACAAGCCCGUGCCAAAUGUUUAA
This is a messenger RNA of Rotaria sordida, 309 nucleotides long. NCBI's taxonomy places the organism in Eukaryota, Metazoa, Rotifera, Eurotatoria, Philodinida, Philodinidae. The record is from the annotation of a GenBank genome assembly.